Bufo bufo (common toad) is the source of this 1956-nucleotide messenger RNA. RefSeq names its product heterogeneous nuclear ribonucleoprotein H-like. The transcript has 12 exons. Gene Ontology annotation, molecular function: RNA binding. NCBI's taxonomy places the organism in Eukaryota, Metazoa, Chordata, Amphibia, Anura, Bufonidae. Gene Ontology annotation, biological process: regulation of RNA splicing. Bases 253 to 1440 code for a protein of 395 amino acids. The record is from RefSeq and is a predicted model, not a curated record. Gene Ontology annotation, cellular component: ribonucleoprotein complex; nucleoplasm.
AUGACGCCAGGAAACCAGAAGGCGGAGUAGUCUUAUUGCGCAUGCGUUGGGCGAGCACCAUUACUAACGCACGGGUCGGCUGCUGCUGCCAUUAAGAGAGGCGAUUGGUGCGUGAAAGGUUCGAGUCUCGGAUACGAGCGAUUAUCUGGUUGUGUUGCUGUAGUGAACAGCCGCCAUUUUGUCUUUGUGACGAAAUAGCCCGUCACGUGUCGGCGCAUCGAGCCCUUCCCCUGUCCGCGUCUGUGGGAGAAAAUGUCCGAAGGCGGCGAAGGCUACGUGGUGAAGAUCCGCGGACUGCCCUGGUCCUGCUCGGCGGAGGAGAUCGAAACCUUCUUCUCCGAAUCGAAAGUUUUAAAUGGCACCUGCGGAGUUCACUUCAUUUUCACCAGAGAAGGGAGACCAAGCGGAGAGGCCUUUGUGGAGUUUGAAAGCGAAGAUGAUCUUAAUUUUGCUUUGAAGAAAGACCGAGAAACAAUGGGCCAUAGAUAUGUAGAAGUAUUCAAGUCCAACAGUGUUGAAAUGGACUGGGUUCUGAAGCACACUGGUCCAAACAGCCCUGACACUGCAAAUGAUGGUUUUGUUCGUUUAAGAGGCCUACCAUUUGGUUGCAGCAAGGAAGAAAUAGUUCAGUUUUUUUCAGGGUUGGAAAUCGUGCCAAAUGGGAUAACAUUGCCGGUGGACUUCCAGGGGAGGAGUACGGGGGAGGCCUUCGUGCAGUUUGCUUCACAGGAAAUAGCUGAAAAGGCUCUAAAGAAACACAAGGAGAGAAUAGGGCACAGGUAUAUAGAAAUUUUUCAGAGCAGUAGAGCAGAGGUUCGUACACACUAUGAUCCUCCCAGGAAGCUUUUUGGUAUGCAGCGCCCUGGACCCUAUGACAGACCAGGUGUAGGAAGAGGUUACAAUAACUUAGGAAGAGGUUUUGAUCGGAUGAGGCGUGGUGGAUAUGGAGGAGGCUACAGUGGUUAUGAAGAAUAUAACGGGUACAAUGAAUAUGCAUUUGGUGCAGACCAGAGAUUUGGAAGAGUUUCUGACCAUAGAUAUGCAGAUGGAUCUAGUUUUCAAAGCACAACUGGUCACUGUGUACAUAUGAGAGGUCUCCCUUACAGAGCAACAGAGACCGACAUAUAUACUUUCUUCUCCCCAUUGAAUCCAGUUAGAGUUCACAUUGAAAUAGGAGCAGAUGGCAGAGUGACUGGAGAAGCUGAUGUUGAGUUUGCAACUCAUGAAGAUGCUGUAGCUGCAAUGUCUAAGGACAAAGCAAAUAUGCAACACAGAUACGUGGAGCUGUUUCUUAAUUCAACAGCCGGUGGAUCUAGUAGUGCAUACAGCAGCCAAAUGAUGGGAGGAGUUGCAGCAAGCACACAAACAAAUUAUGGCAGUCCUGGAUCACAGGCAAUGAGUGGCAGUUAUGGAGCAGGAUAUGGAAGUCAAGCCAGUUAAAGUGGUUAUGGAAGUCAAAGUGGUUUAAACAACAGUUACUACAGCAGUGGAACACGAGGCUCACUGGGAAUGAAUGGAAUUGCUGGAAUGUCUAGCAGCGUGAACAUGAGUGCUGCUUGGGGAAUAUAAGUGUAUACUUGACCCUAUAUUGUAGAGCUGUUUUUUUUUUUUUUUGUUUGUUUUUUUUGUUUUUUUUUGUGGAAUUAUUUUGUACUUUUGCUUACUAUAAGACCAUUUUAUUAAUGUGGUAUUUCAGUAUUUGGUCUGUCAAAGACGCUGUUAAAUAUUGUAACUACAUGCAGCUGUUUUCUGUUGAAAUCUCAUCAGCUGUUUUUUAUAUUGUAAUGUAUUUGCUUUGACGGUACUUAAAAGAAUUGUGCCUGCUAUAUUCUUUAAUGCAUAUUCAGUUUUUUCCCCUUUUGCAUUUUUUUUUUUUUUUUUGUCCCUCCUUCCUUUUUUCAGCUUUGUCAUGUGUGUAGAUGUUUCUCAUCUUUUGACCAAUAAAUUUGAAAACAA